Messenger RNA from Brenthis ino (lesser marbled fritillary), 1620 nucleotides. Lineage: Eukaryota; Metazoa; Arthropoda; Insecta; Lepidoptera; Nymphalidae. The record is from the annotation of a GenBank genome assembly.
AUGGAAAAUACGUGCCGAUUAUGUUUACUGCAAUCGCCGGAAAUUGUUGAAGAAUUAUGGGAAGGAUGCGAUAUUUUGGAUAAGUUAUCCGUUUCUUUAUCUCACUACGUAUCUUUAGCAGACGAAUUGCCAAAAAAUAUAUGCUAUGCUUGUAUUAACAAAGUACAUGAUAUAUAUAAAUUUCAUCAGACAAUCAGUCAAAAUGAAAUUAUUCUGCAAAAAAAGUUGGAUAGUAUCACAUGUAAUAAUUUAAAAGUUAAUGCAAUAAAAAAAGAGAAUAUAUAUGAAAAUGAUGCAGACUAUGUAGAUUCUUUAGAAACAGAUAAGCCUUUAGAAGAAAUAAAUAUAAAACCUGAAGUAUUUCAUUGUAAAGAUAAUGUAAAUGAGUGUACUACAAGAAACAAAUCAAACAUUGACAAAUUAAAUAAUUCAAAUCAAAUUAAAAUAGAAGUAAUUAAAGAAAAUUUAACAGAAUCUAAAAUUAUUGUCAGUAGUAUAGAAGACCAUGAGGAACGAGCAGUAGACAAAAUAAAAUUUGAAGAAUCAAAACGAUUUGCAUGCCUUACUUGUUUUGAAGUAUUUUCCAACCAACUAGAGCUGUUAAGACACUAUCAAACAGUGGAGUUGGAGAAAUUUAACAAAAAUAAUACAACAAAUAUUAAAAAUAAUGAAAAUGAACUGGUUACAUAUAAAGUUCAAGAGUCAGACAAUGGUGCUUCGGUUUAUAAAUGUGAAAGAUGUCAUAAGAAAUAUAAGAACAAAACUGAUAUUAAAAGACAUAUUGUAAGUCAUGUUGAGACAAGACCAUUUUUAUGUAAACUAUGUGGAAAAACCUAUCAAACAGCAUCAAUAAUUGUUGCUCAUGGCAAAAUGCAUACAGGCGAAAUGUAUAAAUGUUCAUAUAAUUGUGGGUACAGAUCUGUUCACAAACAUGUUGUUAAAGAUCAUGAGAAACGACAUAGGAAAGAAUAUAAGUAUAAGUGCGAAGAUUGUGGAAAAGGUUUCCAAGUGAAAACAUGGUAUGAACAACAUCAGAACAUACACAAAGGUGUUAAACCAUUCUCCUGCGAAAUAUGUGGCAUGGCAUUCCAUUUACAUAAAUAUCUAACAACCCAUCGUAGUAACGUACACCCGCAGUCGUCGGGUCGAAAGCCGUGGAUAUGCAAACUCUGUUCACUGCCUUGUGACUCUAAGAACAGCUUAAAUUUACAUUUAAAGGAAAAGCAUGGCGUUAUUACUAAAAAAUCAAUACUCUGUGAUAUAUGUGGCAAAGUGGUUCGAGACACGCAACAGUUGAAACAACACAAAAGGACUGUCCAUUUGCACAUCAAACCGUAUGUUUGUGGUGUCUGUAACAAAUCGUUUCCUAAGAAAUUUACAUUAACAGUACACGAACAAACACACUCUGGGAAGCGCUACUCGUGUAACUUUUGCGAUAAAAUGUUUUCUAGAAAAAGUAGUCUACAAAGGCAUAUUUUACGAUUUCACAUGGAUUCAAAACAUAAGUGUUAUCAAUGUGACAAGUUAUUUGCAUCAAAAGGGAAGCUUACAACACAUAAAAAAGUAUGUUCUGAAACUGUCAAUCCACCAACCACAGUUCAGGAAAAUAACAUAAAAGUU